Molecule: messenger RNA, 1254 nt
Organism: Fulvia fulva
Lineage: Eukaryota; Fungi; Ascomycota; Dothideomycetes; Mycosphaerellales; Mycosphaerellaceae
Product: 2-oxoglutarate-dependent dioxygenase gloC
Exons: 2
Coding region: 1-1254 (417 amino acids)
Molecular function (GO): dioxygenase activity
Source: RefSeq, a predicted model, not a curated record
AUGCGGGGAUGCACGCAUGGCCUAUCAGUACAGUAUCAAGUUGCGGCCGACGGCGUUCAAGUCACCUCACCUCACCUCACCUCCACAGGUGGCACACUACAGCACUCCAUCCUACAGCACGACCUGAAAGUGCGAACUUCAAACCAGCGCAAGACCCUCCACACUACGCAAACCACCACACCAACCACAAGUUUCUCCAUCAUGGGCUCCAUCGACCAAGCCACGCCCCCAUCCUCCACCAUCCCCAUCAUCGACUUCGCAGCCUGGAGCAACAGCAGCGACGCAUGCGAACGCUUCAAGAUAUCCAAAGCUCUCAUCACCGCCUUCCAGACCGUCGGUUUCGUCUACCUCAUCAACCACGGUCUACCCCAGCCGCUCUUAGACCAAGCCUUCGCCACCUCAAAACGCCUCUUUGACCUCCCGCUCGAGCAGAAGAUGCUAGCACCGCAGCCCGAUGGGCCUGAAGUGCAUCGCGGCUACUCACACCCCGGCCUGGAGAAAGUAUCCCAGUACACCGGCGGCGAUGUAACAAAAGGCGAGGAAUUGCGAAAUGUACUUGAUUACAAGGAAUCCUACGAAAUAGGCAGCGAGGAGAACGCAUCGCAGCCAAACAUCAGGCUUCCGGGUUCCGUUCUCCCAGACUUUCGCCCCUUGACCACAAACUUCUACUGGGCUUGUAACGACAUGGCGCAAGAGAUUCUGCGAUGUAUUGGCUUAGGUCUCGGGUUGGAAGAUGCAGAAUAUCUGAUCCGGUAUCAUAGUGGUCAUAAUAAUCAGCCGCGCUUGCUGCAUUAUCCGCCCGUGCCGGCUGGAGACGUGGAGCAGGGGAAAGUGGCGAGGAUGCCGGCGCAUAGUGAUUGGGGCAGUAUCACCAUGCUCUUUCAGGAUGACUGUGGAGGCUUGGAGGUGGAGGACGCUGUUAUGGAGGGGAGGUUUGUGUCUGCGACGCCGAUAAGGGGAGCAUGCGUGGUCAAUGUCGGGGACUUAUUGAUGAGGUGGAGCAAUGAUGUCCUAAAGUCGACGCUGCAUCGUGUUACUCUGCCUCCUCUGUCGGACCGGUAUGAUGGCGCGCAGAGGAUGACGAGGGCUAGGUAUUCGAUACCAUAUUUUGUCAGUGCAGAUCCGGAGAGUCUGGUCGAAUGCCUGCCGGGUUGUACGGAUGCGGAAUGUCCAGCUAAGUAUGAGCCAGUGACGCAGCGGGAGUAUGGGAUCAUGAGGGCGAAAGUCCAGUAUCGAAGCGCAGCAGAUGCAUAG